AUGUCGCAGAAAAGAAAACGCUCGACUACCGAAUCUUACAAUAUCGCGUGGAUUGCCGUAUUGCCUAUCGAACGAGCAGCAGCUAUCGCCCUACUGGAUGAGCGCCAUGAUGAGCCCGAGGAUUUCGACCAGCAUAGCAACGACAGCAACACGUAUGACUGGGGCAAGGUAGGGCAGCAUGAUGUUGUGAUUACUUCUCUUCCUGCAGGAGUCUAUGGAACGACCUCUGCUGCCAUCACAACUUCGCAUUUACUUUCAUCUUUACCACAUAUCAGGAUUGGGCUUUUGGUGGGUAUUGGUGGUGGCAUCCCUCGGCCUGGUCGGGACAUUCGACUUGGGGAUGUUGUUGUCAGUCAACCCGAUGGAAAGAGUGGUGGUGUAGUUCAGUACGAUCUUGGCAAGGCAAAAGCAGAUUCCACAUGGGAAAGGAAAGGGAGCCUCAAUAUGCCUCCGACUGUCCUUCUCAGUGCGCUUGCCAAAUUGCAGGCAGAACAUGAGUUGGAAGAUUCGCAGACGGCAAAGAUUCUUGAAGCUAUGAUAACCAAGUUUCCUCGAAUGAAACCCCAAUACUCCUUUCAAGGGGUAGACAAAGAUAUCCUAUUUUCAUCGACAUUCAAGCAUUCCGGCGGCGACAAUUGUGACCUAUGCGAUCUCUCUGAACAAGUAAUUCGCGAGAAGAGGGAGUCAACCGACCCAGUCAUCCACUUCGGUCUCAUUGCGUCCGAAAAUACCCUGGUCAAGGAUGCUGAAACCCGAGAGAACAUCUUUAAGCUCGCUGAAGAAGAGUGCUUAUGUGUGGAAAUGGAGGCUGCGGGCUUGGUCAACUCAUUUCCUUGUCUCGUCAUCCGGGGUAUUUGUGAUUAUGCGGACUCUCACAAGAAUAAUAGAUGGCAGCGAUAUGCAUCUGCCACAGCGGCAGCCUUUGCGGUAGAACUGCUGAAGUACGUGCCAGUCAGGCAACUCCAAGCAGCCCCACGGGCUCUUGAGUUGAUAGAAAGAGUCAACCAAACAAUUACCGACCUGAAUAAUACGGUAAAAAUUACUCGUGCUCAAUCUGUCGUCCGCAGGCUUCCUAUUUCGCGAGGAGCUGCUUAUGACUCGGCCAGCAAUGAGUUGGAGUCCAUGUAUCCGGAAUCUCCUACUCUAUUCUGGCUUGAGGGCAUGGCUGGAACCGGAAAGUCGACCAUAUCUCGAACUGUUGCUCAUCGCCUGGCCGAACAGCGUAUCUUUGGAGGAAGUUUCUUUUUUAAGAAAGUUGAGGCUGCCCGAGCUACUCCCGAAAAUCUGUUCACCACUAUAGCUGCCAGUCUACACGCGCAACAGCCCGCUUUGUCACGGCAUAUCGAAGAUGUCAUUGAGAAUAAUCCGCAGAUCCAUGAAAAACCUUACCUCCAACAGUUCAAGACGCUUCUCCUGGAGCCGAUAUCUCGGGUUAGAUCGGAUUUAGUCAAGACAAUUGUUAUGGUCAUUGACGCUCUGGAUGAAUGCGACCACGAAGUCAUUACUAACAUUAUUACUGACGUGUUGCCAAACGCUUCCGAUUUGCGACUUAUUCGGCUCAAAAUCUUUCUCACUAGUCGACCAGAACUUCCCAUCAAAGCUGGGUUUUCCUCUCUACCUCUCGGUACGGCCUACCAGGAUCUAAUACUUCAGAACGUAUCCGAUGAUACUAUCAGAGAGGACCUGGAAACGUUUUUCCAAGUACGGAUGGCAGCCAUUCGCGACCGUUACAACGCACAAGAAAAGCGAAUUGAGAUAGGCUGGCCCACGAAAGAGCAAAUAGCAAUACUUGUAGACGCCUCAUUUCCCCUUUUCAUCUCCGCAUCUACCCUCUGCCGCUUCAUGGACAACAGAAAGCUUGGUAACCCGAAGCGGCUUAUGAAGCAACUAUUGGACGCAAAAGAUAGAGGUCACCAGUCGAGCCUUGAUCAGAUGUACUCUGCUAUUCUGUACCAGCAGUUUAACGACAACGAUACGGCUUGGCAAAGGGAGCAAACGGUGAGAGAGUUCCGUUUGGUUGUUGGUUCUCUAAUCCUGUUGAGGGAUCCUCUCACUAUUCCAGCUUUUGCAAGAUUGCUCUCCAACGAUCAAGUCGGUGAUGACGCUGAAGAGUGGCAGCAAAUAAUCGUGGACAGACUUGAGCUCUUACAUUCUGUUUUGAACGUUCCACCGCCGUCGGAACGUCUGUCACAACCGGUGAGGAUACUGCACUUGUCAUUCAGUGACUAUCUCCUGGAUCCCUUAUACUUUCAUAUAAAUCUAUUUUGGAUUCCUGAGACUGAAAUUCAUGGCAUUCUACUUCGAAAGUGUUUCCAGACGAUAAUUGUAGCUUGGCGGGAGGGCUCUUGUGAAUCACAUCCUCCCGAGGCAUAUUAUCGAUCCCGCACUGAGAUAGACUACGCAUGUCGAUACUGGGCAGACCAUGCUAAAGAGGGGCGAGCUGAUGAGACUGCUGGAUCUAGGAUCCUUGGCUUCCUGGAGCAACACUUUCUGCACUGGCUAGGGAUCUUGAUCUUGAUAGACAACACCGGGUCUACCUUGAGGAAUGGUCAGCUCUCUGAGUUUUUGGAGCACGCAAUCGAACUCCUAUCUGAUCGACAAGCUAGCUUCCAAUUGGACUUUUCACAGGUGUUCUCUACAGGACUGCUAUUCUGCCCGACAAAUUCCAGAGUUCGCCAGAUAUUCCAUCCAGAGAUACCUGCUUGGAUCGCCCUCCAGCCACAGGUGGAUCUCAUUUGGACAUCCUACAUACGCUCCUUCUUCAUGGACUAUAACCAUGAAGUUGAUGGACUUGAGUUCUCGCCCGACUCAAGACUACUGGCGGUAUACACAUUUACGACCUUUUCACUACGAAUCUUACAGGUAAGCACGGGCAACUGCCUGCAUACCUUUCACCCUGGGGUCAUCAAACCCUCGGACCGUAUCCGGGGAAUAAUCGACUUGCGCUUCUCACACGACUCCAAGUUACUUUACUGGACUUGGGCUGGCCAUGUUACCUUGUGGUGUGUUGAAACUGGUCAAAUCAUCAGAGAUUUCAAACUCAGUCCGUACAUACCACUCGGUGAAGCAUCCAUGAUCUCGUCACACCCUGGUUCUAGCACAAUAGGAGGAGACCACCAAGAAGAAUAUCCUGUCGCAAGUUUAUCUUUCUCCACUUGCCUUCGCUACCUAGUUUCCGCUUCGCAUCAUGGUGGAGUAUUUGUUUGGAAUAUGACUGAUUGGAAGUUGGCACAACAAUUCGAAGUACCUAAUAAGGAAAGUUGCGAGAACGCGACCUUUAUGGAUGGGCCUUCGCGAGUUGCUGUUGCCACAAAUAUGGCGAUAUCUAUAUGGGAUCGAGCCGCAGACGAAGUAUCUUACACAUUAAGAUUGCCUGAACGAUUUCGGUGCAUGAAAUUCUUUAUUAACGUAGGUUUGGUCUUCGCUACUGGCAAGAUCCUUCAGGUCUUUGAGCCCGAUAAGAACUCGAUCGAACGCUGGCCCAAUAUGGAUGCAAUUGAUUCAAUCGAAGCAAAUGGCUCAAACAAUAUGGCUACAUACAGCCGGGAUAUAAAGGCGAUCGAUGUUUGGCGCCUUGACACAAGGCACCACUUGAAGCGGAUCAGCAUUAACUUCAGCCAUCGACUAACACCGAUGGCUCUGUCUGUCGAUGGCGGGCUUUUAGCGUCAGGUGAUGGCCAUCUCCAUGAGGUUGUUCGUAUUUGGGAGAUUGAAGAUAAUGGAAAACGAGCGUCACAGUUUCACCCAGUCUCUCAUCUCCAAAUGUCGCCAGACUCACUCAUGGUCGCAACCGUAUCUCCCGGCUCCUGCGAGUUCAUCGUAACCUUCUGGUCGACAGAAACAGGGAAAAUGCUAAACUGUGUCAAAAUUGAUGAUGUGGGGUUCACUUCGGAAGCUCCAACAUAUCUUCAAUUCUCUCCCGAUUCGACCUUGCUCCUCAUGGUGUACAUGAGUCAUAUAUAUAUAUGGGAAGUGGAAACGGGCGCGCGGGUGCAAACCUUGGUGGCUCCUAUCGGAGUGUUCGAAUGCUCAGCAGCAAUUUCGUGUUCUUCAGACUUGGUGACAACCAUUUGUACUGAGCACGAAGAGUCUUCUGAGUGUUUCGCGCACAUCUGGCAGGUUAGCACGGGCGAAUGUGUUUUGACCUUGCGGGAAUCAGGACCCCGCAAGUUGUUUUUGUUCGUGUCUUUCGUUCACGAUUCUUCUUUCCUGAUCAUUCAAGACACACUCAACACUUUGCGAUUAUGGGACAGUGUUACGGGCGAAUAUUUGUCCGAAUCACAACACGAUGAGGAAGGCAAGUUAAUGAUGGCGGCUUAUACAAGCAAAUCAAGGCUACUGGCAGUGGCUUUUGAGAGUUAUUAUAACAAAUUUGAUCGAUGGUCGGUAGAUAUUAUACAAUGGGAUACUGGGGGUUGUUUAAUAAGGGUAUACCUUGGGGAGGCGCCUUGCUGUCUUCGGUUUGGGGAUGACGGGAGGCGGGUUUUUACAAGCUACAGCGGUUUGUCGAGCAGCCUUCCUCUUCGGCCGUUCACUCUCGAGACACCAGAGCGAAUGGCUCUACGUGAGUUCAUUGCCCCUAGUUUGAGAAUCUCCAUGGGGUUUGGGCUUGGGUUUUGGUUGGUCUCUUGGAAGAACCAUCAUCUGUUUCAGCUUCCUUCCAAUACCGAUAUAAGAACGAUUGUCAUUCGUGGGCCCCUGAUCGCCUUUGCUAGCACGCAGGGCCAUGUCGCUAUUAUGAAGUUGGACCUUUUAAAACUAGAUGAGAUGCAUAAGCGUACAUCGGGUUGUCAGAGGCCUACUCUUAGGUGCUUAUAUACUUAG
Fusarium sp. VM40 is the source of this 4824-nucleotide messenger RNA. The record is from the annotation of a GenBank genome assembly. NCBI's taxonomy places the organism in Eukaryota, Fungi, Ascomycota, Sordariomycetes, Hypocreales, Nectriaceae.